Cajanus cajan (pigeon pea) is the source of this 1200-nucleotide messenger RNA. RefSeq names its product acclimation of photosynthesis to environment (gene APE1). NCBI's taxonomy places the organism in Eukaryota, Viridiplantae, Streptophyta, Magnoliopsida, Fabales, Fabaceae. The record is from RefSeq and is a predicted model, not a curated record.
AAAGAUAAAGAGGACACGUGGCCCAAAUUUUUGGCGGUUGAGGAGCACCUGAGCUACUCAUUUCCUCACACUCUGCGUUUGGGUUUGUGAAACAAAGAAAGAGCAUUCUCGUUUCCCCCUUCUUUGCGAUGCCAGGUGGAGCCACCGUCUGCUCCGGUCACCGGUUUCUCUGCGUUCUCCCGCAUUCAACUCGUCCCCGACUCACCCUCCCAACUCGGUCGCGACCCGUUCCGGUUCAGCUCGGAUCCAUAUCCAUAUCCACAUCCCUUACGAAUGGCGGUAGCAACCGGUUCGGUUCAAAGUUGAGUCUUAUUCCCAGAGCUGCUGAUUCUUCCUCCGCCCAACCGUCUCUCGUUCCCGACGAUGACUUCUCCAUUUCUAAGGUUUCAUUUGGUGUGAUUGGUCUAGGUGUUGGACUCUCACUCUUAUCCUAUGGUUUUGGAGCAUAUUUUAAUCUUUUCCCCGGAUCUGAAUGGUCAGCUAUAAUGUUAACAUAUGGCUUCCCUCUUGCAAUUAUUGGAAUGGCACUCAAGUAUGCAGAACUCAAGCCAGUCCUGUGCCUCACAUAUUCCGAUGCUCAAAGCUUGAGGGAAAAAUGUGCAACUCCAAUUCUUAAACAGGUGAAGAGUGAUGUUACCAGAUAUCGCUAUGGAGAUGAGCAGCAUUUGGAUGAGGCAUUGAAACGGAUAUUCCAGUAUGGUCAAGGAGGAGGAAUACCAAGGAGAAGUGCUCCUGUUCUACAAAUGAUUCGCGAAGAAGUCACAGAAGAUGGUAAAUACUGUUUGGUUUUAGUUUUUGAGGCCAAGGAUCUGCAGUUGUCCGAUUUUGAAAAACGACAGGCCAAAUUUGCUUCAUUCUUUGGGCCAGGAAUUACAGCUGAAGUUGGGGAGUCUGAUGUCUGGGUGUUUGGUAAGGGUAGCAAAAAAGGUUUAUAUGAUGUCAGACUUAUCUCCAAUACAGAUCCCAAUGACAAUGCUUCUCCUUCAUGAAGUUGUAGACCAUUUUAUCCUCUUCCAUGUUGCAUGAUUUUAGUCAAUUAAUGGACUUAUGUCCUGUAAGAUAUGUAAAAAUAUAAUUAUGUUUCAAAGUAUCGAGUUACUUUCGUCAAAAGAAAAAAGAAAUGAAAAGUAUCAAGUUAUUGUAUCAAGUGUAAAUUUUGACAUAGAAUAAAAUAAAAAAGAAAAAUAGCGAUUGGGAAAA